AUGGCUCCAGUGCUACCGGUCGGGGAAUUCCCCGCGGCUCUCUUGUCACUGGAAGCUCGGGAUCCCACUCAAGACAUUCCUCUUGACGCUUUAUCCACUGCCACGUUGAACAUCCUGACCCCUCGAUCUGACUCCACUACAACAUCGACAAAGGUCACCUAUGGCAAAGGGACUGUCAGCCCGAAUAGCAUCAAAAUGCAGGGCCUCAUGGCCCUCUUUGCCAUUAUCGGGCUUGCAUUUGUGCUCGCCUGUAUUUGGUUCUUCUUCUGGGCCAAGAACGGCGGCUUUGUCUGGCGUAAAGGAGAUUGGGAGGACUACAAGUCGACUGUUCUGCGUCGAAAAGGCCCAGAUGGCCGGACGCUCACUAAUGCUACUAAGAGUACGAAGCUAGGCGGCGGGAGUAUCGUCGGUAAAGGUUACAGUGAUGAUGGCUACACAUAUACGGAUGAGACUGGUACCUACACGGAGACCGCAACCACCAUCUCUGAUGAGAAACCGAGAAAGAAAAAGCGCAAUUUCCGCGAAAAGCUGCUCCGUCGCAACAAGGACGAGCACUGGGAGGGUGAAGCUGAUGCGGACGUGCGCGCCUACCGGGAAGAGAAACCUGCUCGCAUUGGUGGCAUGAACCGCGAGGCGGAUGGCACGUAUCACGGCAGCGACUAUGAUUCCUCGGCCGCGCCCACUCACUAUCAGCAAAGUGAAAUGAGCGAAGUCCGUGACUACGCCUACGAAAAACCCCGUCGCUCUCGCAAACGCAAUCCCUCCGGCUUCUCCUUCACUGCUGGCAGCGAAGACGUCCUCAGCCAGGCCACCGAAGAGCAUCAUUUGCGCGAUCCUUCUACUCGUCGCCAUUCUCGUCGGCCCAAUCGUGAACGUCAUCGCAGUGCUGCACCUCCUUCUGCGCCUUCUUCUCGAACCAGCAGCCCCCGCAAAAAGGAUCGUCGCUCGGUCCCUGGCGGCUACACCGAACCGCUCGAUUUCUCGUCUGCCGGAAGCCGAUCCGAGUACCAGUAUUCGAAUGUCGACACCGAAGAUUCGGGUACGAAGAGCUACCACCACCCCAUUCCAGGCUUGACCAAAGGCUACCGCCGGGAUGGAAAAGGCCGUCGCCGCCGUGAUAGCUUGAGUGACAGCGAGGGUGACGAGACCAGAUAUUCGUAA
This is a messenger RNA of Penicillium macrosclerotiorum, 1161 nucleotides long. RefSeq lists its product as uncharacterized. The record is from RefSeq and is a predicted model, not a curated record. The coding region runs from base 1 to 1161 and encodes 386 amino acids. The transcript has a single exon. NCBI's taxonomy places the organism in Eukaryota, Fungi, Ascomycota, Eurotiomycetes, Eurotiales, Aspergillaceae.